CCUUCUUUUGCGUCUUGAACGCUUCGUUGACUUCAGUUUAGCACUGACUGUUUGCGGGGAUAUGCGUGUCACGCGAGAGACAUUGAUUUGCACCGCGAUAGUUACCAAUUUUAGAGGGACACUCAAACGUAACAAAUGAAUGGAUUGUUAAAGAAGUGGAAAUCUGUGCUCCGGUUGAUAAUGUUCAAUUGAAAAUGUUCAAUUUCCAAAGUUGACGGUCGCGAUCAAUCAAUUCUGUGACGUUCGUUCAGUGCCGAUUGUUAAAAUCGACUCGGUUUUUAUUUAAAAAGCUUAUCUAUUAAAGAGACACGUGACACACAGAUGGAGGCAAAAACGGAGCCGCUGACACCGCCGCAGACACCUCCAGCUGUCGAAAAGUCAAGUGUGCGUUAUCAUCAGCUAUCUUCGGGUAAUCAACAUCAUCUUCAGCAGCAGCAGCAGAAUCAUCAGCAGCAACAACCUCAGCAGCUUCAGAACCUGCAGUACAAUACCUCAAGGUGGAUAAGAUCCCAGCAGUUCGGGCGACACCUUCAGCCGCAUAUCCAGCCACAGCAUCAGAACCUCGGAUAUCCGUCUGCUUUGCUGGACAGCUGGUUUAGAUCUGGCGCGGCUCUCCUGGUCAGAGGUUGCUGUCCACCUUCGCCACGUCUGUAUUAUCAUCCUCAGGGUCAUCAAGGGUUGUUCCCCAUGUCACCGCCGCCGCCGUUCUUAGCUCGAAGAACACCCGGCCAGAGACCCAAGAAACAGUUUAUCUGCAAAUACUGCAAUCGGCAGUUCACGAAGAGUUACAACUUGCUGAUCCACGAGAGAACACAUACUGACGAGCGACCGUACUCGUGCGACAUAUGCGGGAAGGCCUUUCGUAGACAGGACCAUUUGCGGGAUCAUCGAUACAUACACAGCAAGGAGAAGCCGUUCAAAUGCGCCGAUUGCGGCAAAGGAUUCUGUCAAAGCAGGACUCUGGCGGUUCACAGGAUUCUGCACAUGGAGGAAUCGCCGCACAAAUGUCCGGUCUGCAAUCGCAGCUUUAAUCAGAGGAGCAAUCUGAAGACGCAUCUUUUGUCGCACACGGAAGUGCCGCGCACGGAAAUGCCGCACUCGGAAGUGCCGCAAGAUCUCAGAAUCGAGGCCUCAGUGUCCUCGGAAUCGCCCGUGUCGUCCACGCAGGUCGAACAGAUCGCGGAUCGAUUGAACAAUCACAUGCACGUUCAAAGAACCGGCAAGACCAUUCCCAAGCUCGGAUUCACUAUAGAAGACAUUAUGAAACGUUGAAGCGGUUUUUGAAUUUGCGUGCGUAAAAACCACACGUUCUUUCUGGAAUUGCUUUUCGGCAGUUUUCUCAUCGAUACGCACGAUUUUUUUUUUUUUUUUUUAAGACAAUUAUUAUUUUUUUUUUAAGACAAUUUUUUAAGACACUUUCAUUCGGCGACUGACAUGUUGACAGAAAACUAUUGUUGGUCGCAAUAAUUUUGUUCAAAAUAAACGAGGUGUUCUCGUCGCGCGAGUUCAAUUUCUCAGAAAUGCAUUCUGGAAUUGCGUAUAUUUAACGAUACGUAAUUGUGGUAGAAUCUACAUAAUCGAGGGAUAAAAUUACAACACUUUGGACUUUAAAACAAAUGCAAAUUGCGACGGGGAUUGCUAAUAUUGACAUUUUUAAUGACAGAGAGGAAAGAUGUGGCUUUAAUUUGAGAUUCUAAUUUGAGCUUUUGCGUAAUACAUCUUGAAGCGUUGUCUUAGACAAAGGCCUGGCGCGCGAAUGGGGUUAUCAAGGAUGCAAUAAAGAAAGAGUAGUAUUAACAGUGUACUGCUUUUUUUUUUUUUUCUAUGUGUCUGUGUUAUGUCCAGCCAAAGAGUUAAUAUUUUCUUAUAAACUUGUAUCUCUCUCUUUCUCUUUAUAUUUCUCUCUCUGUGUGUGCGUGUGUGU
Molecule: messenger RNA, 1924 nt
Organism: Pseudomyrmex gracilis
Lineage: Eukaryota; Metazoa; Arthropoda; Insecta; Hymenoptera; Formicidae
Gene: odd
Product: protein odd-skipped
Exons: 2
Coding region: 322-1272 (316 amino acids)
Biological process (GO): embryonic hindgut morphogenesis; regulation of transcription by RNA polymerase II; embryonic pattern specification
Cellular component (GO): nucleus
Molecular function (GO): RNA polymerase II transcription regulatory region sequence-specific DNA binding; DNA-binding transcription factor activity, RNA polymerase II-specific
Source: RefSeq, a predicted model, not a curated record